Molecule: messenger RNA, 2295 nt
Organism: Phoenix dactylifera (date palm)
Lineage: Eukaryota; Viridiplantae; Streptophyta; Magnoliopsida; Arecales; Arecaceae
Gene: PGN
Product: Tetratricopeptide repeat (TPR)-like superfamily protein
Biological process (GO): RNA modification
Molecular function (GO): protein binding; RNA binding
Source: RefSeq, a predicted model, not a curated record
GGACCUCUACUUGCAAUCCCUCCACGCAUAUCAGAAGCAACCACGAAAUGACCAAAUUUCCCUUCCCAAUCUUACUCUUCCAUCCAAAUCCAAGAACAAUAAGCCCACUCAGAAAGGCCCAUUAUAGCCCUAACAAGCCCAAUCCCGCCACCCCAUCGGUUCUCUCACCAGUUGCCGCCACCAACCUCAUCAAAUCCCUCUGCGCGCAAGGGUCGCCCGCACUGGCACGCCGGAUGUUCGACGAAAUGCCCGAGCGAGACGUCGUCGCGUGGACGGCCAUGAUCUCGGGCUACGCGUCCAACGGCCGCCACGAGGACGCGUGGGCGACCUUCCGCCAGAUGACGGCCGACGGCGUGGGCCCCAACGAGUAUACCGUGUCCAGCGUCUUGACGUCGUGCAAGGGGCUGGGGUGGCGCCGCGGCGGGGCGGUGGUGCACGCGGUGGCGGUGCGGCGGGGCGUGGACCGGGGAACGUACGUGGAGAAUGCGCUGCUCGACGUCUAUGCAUCAUGCGGAGGCGGCAGUGAUGACGACGGCAUGGACGAGGCCCGGAAGGCGUUCGAGGAAAUGGCGGAGAGGACGGCGGUCUCGUGGACCACCAUGGUCGCUGGAUACACCCACAGAGGCGACGGGUACGCCGGUGUUCUGGUGUUCCGCCGAAUGGUCCAGGAGGGUGCGGAGCUGAAUCCAUUCACUUGUUCUAUCGCAAUUCGGGCUUGUGCUUCAAUUGGCAGCUUAACACUUGGGAAGCAACUUCAUGUCAUGGUAGAGAAGUCCGGUCAUGGCUUCAAUCUUCCCGUUGCCAAUUCCUUGGUUGACAUGUACUGCAGAUGCAUGAGCCUUGCAGAAGCUAGGAGGUACUUCAAUGAAAUGCCACAAAGGGACUUGAUCACCUGGAACGCCAUGAUUGCCGGGCUGCAGCGAUACAAUUCACAGGAAGCCCUGCAACUAUUUCUCGAGAUAGGUUCAGAAGAUCUGCAACCAAAUUGCUUUACUUUUACUAGCAUUCUAUCAGCUUGCGCAGAUCUUGCAGUCCUACAUUGUGGGCAGCAAGUCCAUGGGGCUAUAGUCAGAAGAGGGUUCACUGGGAACCUCCAAAUGGCUAAUGCCCUUGUAGAUAUGUAUGCAAAGUGUGGAAGCAUAGCUGACUCAAGAGAGAUUUUCAGCGAGAUGAAUCAGAAGGAUUUGAUCUCGUGGACUUCUAUGAUGAUUGGAUAUGGAAUAAAUGGAUAUGGGAAGGAGGCGAUGGACCUUUUUGAUGAGAUGAUUAAUCUAGGAAUCCAACCAGACCAUGUGGUGUUUAUGGUUGUUAUAAGUGCUUGCAGCCAUGCUGGAUUAGUAGAUGAAGGCUUGAAAUACUUUGAUGCGAUGCGUACUGGAUACGAUAUUCCUCCUAAUAGCGAGGUUUAUGGGUGCGUUAUCGAUCUUCUAGGCCGAGCAGGAAGGCUUAUGGAGGCUUAUGAGUUGAUAAAAGAAAUGACUUUUGAAGCUGAUGAAUCAAUUUGGGGUGCUUUGCUUGGGGCCAGCAGGAUGCACAAUAAUGUGGGUUUGGGUAGGUUGGCUGCUCAGAAGAUAAUGGAUUUGAAGCCAGAGGAGACCAAGACUUAUGUCUUACUCUCAAACAUAUAUGCUGCUGGAAGUGAAUGGGGCGAGUUUGCAGAGACUAGGAGGUUGCUGAGGGGGAUGGGGAGUAAGAAGGAGGCAGGAAUGAGUUGGAUUGAAGUGAGGAAUAAGGUAUGCAGCUUUGUUGCUGGUGACAGAAGCAAUCCUUAUGUUGAUCUGGUUUAUGAGAUAUUAGAAAUGCUGGUUCAGCACAUGACUGAAGUUGAAUGUGACUAUAAUUCAGAUGGGUUGCUGCAUGAUUUGGAAGAAGUGACGUAACAAUGUGAAACAAUUGCAUAUUGUCACCAAGACAAGGACUCUGUGGUUUCACAACAAGAACACUUCUAUGAAUCAGCUAGCAAAAAAGGCCACUCAUCAUGAGAUCUUUCUCACAUAACAGAGAGGAAGAUUGGAUGCUGCUGAUGAAAAAGAGAUAUGGAAAAUUACUCAUUCUUUCCACAAUUCAUUCUUUCAAGUGAAUUGUCGGGCUUAAUAACAAGCUAAAUUUGUUUAUUUAUAUUCUUUAACAUGCUGUAUUUUCUUUUGAUUCAUAGGAGAAAAUGAUUAUUAUUAUGCCAAGCAUACGAAUGCCCAAAAUGAUCUGUUGUAUGAUACCGUGUAACAGUGUUCAUGUUUACUCAUGUUAAAGAUAUUAUAUAAAUCUACUCCCAAUACCUGGUACUUUCCAAUGUAA